AUGGCAUCUAUUUGUAAUGCUGAUGUCGCCCGCUUCGAAGAGAAGGAGAUGAUUUCCGAAGUGUUAUCCCCAGAGUACAACGAGCAGCCGCCUGCGGGAUUUACAAACGCAUGCGCCCGGGCUAGCAGCAGUCAGGUUUACGAAACCCAGAUGCAGCCUGUCUUGCCGCCUUCCAAGUCCCAAGAGAGCCGGGAUAUGCCGAAGGCUCCUGCGAGGCCAAGCGAUGAGAAAGUACAGGAGUUCGUCAGACAGUUUCAGCAGGUGGAAUCCAGACAAGCCUCCUCCAAGGAGGCUCUGGAACAGAUUUCCACCUUGGUGGAGGUCACUGUCGACAUGUUUGGCACUCUAAAUGGCGCUCUGAAUCAGAUGAAGACAGACAUCGGACAUUUACAUGCCAAUCUAUCUUCGUUGGAGACAAAGGUGAGCCAAACACCUGUUCCAAGCACCCCGCCACAUCCGGCCUCUCAGGUUGCAGAGAAGUCGGCAGGUGAUGAUGUUGUGGAGAGCAUCGGCAAGGAAAUCAGUCUGGAAGCUUGCUGUGGGGAUGAACCCGUGCAGUCCUUGCAGCUGUCUUUCACCAGUGAGCCCACCUUUGCUUCGACAACACCCGAUAGUGACCGGCAAUCAGAGCUGACAUCUCUGGAUGUAUCCAAGAUCAGCGGCAAAAGUUCGACGGAGGGGCCCUCCCACCCGCAUCCCAACGAAGCACUGGUGUCGUUGAUCAAUGUUGCCUUGAAGCACCCUGAUCUCUCGGGCGCCCCUUUGCUUCGCCAGUGGCAGUUCCAGCAGCAGAGGGUGAAGUCUCAGCGAGACCUCAAUGUAGACCUCGUUGCCAACAAGUCUGUGCUCGCCGCACAGAAUCAGCAAUUCGCUGCACUGGUUCGCGUGGCCAUGCAUCACGGGUCGCUGGCGGGCCGGGACUUACUGCACCAGUUUGAGUCAGAGCUCCACUUCGAGGAGGAGAAGCAUUCCGAGACCCGUGCCGGUCGGAGCAGCGAUGCCUCCAUCUCCUUUCGGAAACAGCUCAGUCAAGAGUCUUCUGAUGACGUGCUUCGAAGCUAUGGUAUUCAGCCGAGCUUGUGCCAUCAACGAGGCGUUGUGUCACUGGUGCAGGUGGCAUUAAAGCACCCCGAUGUCAACGGCUUUCCGUUACUGCAGCUCUGGAAAAAGGAGCGGGUCAAGAUCAAGAGCCAACGGCAGUUGAACUUAAACUGCGUAGAGAAGAAGUGUGAGAUUCACCUGCAGAACCGGCAGUUCGUGGCUUUGGUAUAUGCAGCUUUAUUCUAUCCGAACCUCGAGGGCGCAGAGUUGCUGGACAGGUUUGAAGAGCUGCAAGGAGAAGCUUGCGAGCCCAACUCGCCUUUAGCCUCUGUGAACCCAAAGACGUUCUGGUCCAGAUCCACUUCACCGUCACCGCGCCCCUCCACUUCAUCGUCACCGCGCCCAUCACUGACCACCGCCUUUGAUCCCCAAACACAAGAAAGAUUGGUAAGCCUCGUCAGAAUGGUCGUAGAUCAUCCUGAACUCAGCAGCAUUCAGCUUUGCGAGCUUUGGCGGAGCACGUCCAGAGAUGCUUGCAGUGCUGCCCCCGCCAGCGCUGGCUCUUGCCGGGCCCAGAGCAGAUCCAGGUUCCUCGGGACGAUGUGCUCGACACUGUGCUCACCACUGGGCUUCUUCGGCCCUAGCUCCCGAGAAGGUACCGGAACAUGCAAGACUGCAUGA
Messenger RNA from Symbiodinium sp. CCMP2592, 1722 nucleotides. The record is from the annotation of a GenBank genome assembly. NCBI's taxonomy places the organism in Eukaryota, Dinophyceae, Suessiales, Symbiodiniaceae.